This is a messenger RNA of Pieris napi, 1561 nucleotides long. RefSeq lists its product as uncharacterized. Gene Ontology annotation, biological process: protein transport. Gene Ontology annotation, cellular component: cytoplasm. The transcript is spliced from 6 exons. NCBI's taxonomy places the organism in Eukaryota, Metazoa, Arthropoda, Insecta, Lepidoptera, Pieridae. The coding region runs from base 318 to 1199 and encodes 293 amino acids. The record is from RefSeq and is a predicted model, not a curated record.
AGUAAAGAUCUGAUUUUGAUUUUGGUUUGUAGAAAAAUAGUAUAGAAUUUUAAAAAUUGAUUUUAAAAUGUUUUUCUUUUAAGAGUUAACAUUAACGUUUUAACAAUAUAUGUAGAUGAAGAAACUAUCUCUUAAUCUGUCUUUAGUUAAGAAACAACAACAAUUACAAUAAGAUAACGCUUUAUCAUAUGUACCUAUUUAUAUCAGUUGAUAAAAAUUAUAAUAUUUGCACAUUAUCGAUUAUUUAUUCAAAUUUCCGUGUAUAUAUAACCUAGUCUAGAUUUUAAAACUAAAAACAGAUAUUUGUUGCAUGUAACAUGGUAUUAGAAAAUUGUCAAGUUGUUUUUAAUAAUUAUAAGGGAUAUUUUUAUUCUGGUGAUAUUGUAACGGGAUCUGUAAUAUUUGGAUUAAAACACAAUAGCGUGGUAAAAGUGUUAAAUGUUAAGGGAACAAGUAAAGCAAGAUGGACACGUCCAAUGCCUACCAUACCACAUAUUAAAGUCUAUUCAGAAAAAAUUGAAGUUCUUCGAAUCGAUAUAUCGAUUGAUACUAAGGAGAACACUUUGUUAUCAAAAAAUUUAAGUAUCCCCUUCCAUUUUAUUCUUCCUCGUAAUAUACCAUCAAGUUUCCAAGAUUCAGUAGCCAAAACACAAUAUCGUGUUAUAAUAAAAACUAAUAAAAGAUUGCAAAAACGGGUAUUUCCAUUUGUUGUUGUUACACAUUUAAACCUUAAUAAUUUCGAGUUUACGUCUUACAAUGAGAAGUACCUGUAUGAACUUACCAAGAGUUUUGGUAAAUUUAAACAAUAUCAGUUUAGAAUAAAAACAUAUAAAGGUAUUGGAUCUAAUCAACGAAAUAUACCAUUUGUAGCAUACAUAACUAACGAAAAAAAGAUCAAAGUGUCGAAAAUAGUGAUAUCGCUUCUUCAGAAAUUAGAAUACACAGUGAUAUCGGGUUAUUAUAAUACUGAAAAGAAAAUACAUGAAAUUUUUUUAAAAGACUUUAAAAACAACUUGGAAGAAACAUACACAUUUUUAAUAGAUAUACCACCGGUUGUACCGUCUACAAUAAAUUUGGAUCGUACAUUGAUAAAAAUCUCUUACGUUUACAAGAUCACAGUCUGUUUUCGAUUUCAUUUUAGUAUGAAUAUGGAAAUUCCUGUGGUUAUUGGAUCAACACCUGUAAUUUUUACAAAAUAGCACGUUUAAAUUUAAGACAAACUAAACAUAUUUCUAACUAUCCUUGAUCUUAAACAAAAUUUUACUACAGCUACAACUUUAAUCGCGAUAGCGAAGUGUUUCUGACAUGUUCAGUGUUCUGAUGUUUAUAUACAACUUUUUAUCCAUCUUAGCCACUUGAGACGUUGGCCCUGCCAGGGUUAGGCAGGGCGAGGAUCCUUUUGUAUCCAAAUUUUUUAUAGUACUUACAGCUAUGAUUCUGGAACUCGGGACUGCGAGUUGCUUAAUCUCUAGAAUUACACUGCACUUUUACUAUGUUUCUGUGGUUACAGCUUCAUGAAAUAAAAAAAAUUAUAAUUCUAAAAUUCUUUCUUUUCAUUUUC